Mirounga angustirostris (Northern elephant seal) is the source of this 2676-nucleotide messenger RNA. RefSeq names its product centromere protein H (gene CENPH). Bases 86 to 829 code for a protein of 247 amino acids. The record is from RefSeq and is a predicted model, not a curated record. NCBI's taxonomy places the organism in Eukaryota, Metazoa, Chordata, Mammalia, Carnivora, Phocidae. Gene Ontology annotation, biological process: chromosome segregation; kinetochore assembly; mitotic spindle organization. Gene Ontology annotation, molecular function: kinetochore binding. The transcript is spliced from 9 exons. Gene Ontology annotation, cellular component: nucleus; kinetochore.
GUCAAUUUAGUGGCGGGAAAAUCGGGUCCUGAGGCUGCAUCUUUCCGCCCCAGACGAUUCCUCUUUGCACCGGAGGCAUUGGAGAAUGGAGAAGCAACCCAGAGAGCAAGCGGUCACCGAGCCCGCGGACUCCGGAGCGGGAGGCGAGGAAGGCGGGUCACCACAGGUCGCCGGCGCCCAGACGGCGCGUCCCGAGGACCGCUUGACCCUGCUGCUCAGGCUGAGAGCACAGACAAAACAACAACUCUUGGAAUAUAAAUCAGUAGUUGAUGCAAAUGAAGAAAAAACUCCAGAACAAAUCAUGCAAGAUAAGCAAAUUGAAGCUAAAAUUGAAGACCUGGAAAAUGAAAUUGAAGAUGUGAAAAUUGCUUUUGAAAUAAAAAAGCUUGCAUUAGACAGGAUGCAACUUUCGACUGCAUUUAAAAAAAACCUGGAGAAGAUUAACCCCAAGACUAAUGUGCUCAUGGAUAACAUGAAACACGUAUUAAAGCUAAACAAAUUAAUAAUGAAAUCACAACAGGAAUCUUGGGAUUUGGAGGAAAAACUACUUGAUGUUAGAAAGAAGAGACUACAAUUAAAACAAGCUUCAGAAGGUAAGCUUUUAGAAAUACAGACUGAAAAGAACAAACAGAAAGAUGAUUUGGCCAGUAUGGAAAAUUCAGACAAGAUAAAGACCAUACAACAAAACCUGCAGAUGGAGAUACAAAUUACGACAGUUAUUCAACAUGUGUUUCAGAACCUCAUUUUAGGAAGUAAAGCCAAUUGGGCAGAGGAUUCUGCCUUUAAAGAAACUGUUCUACAGCUUGAGAAGAAUCUCACCAUGAUGUAAUAAGAAUUCUGUUUUGUUAUUUUUUGUUUCAGUCUUUAAUAUGUCAUUUAAAUAGCAAAUUUAAAGUAAAAUUUUUAUUUAGUGUUUUUGGAACUAAUAUUGCAAAGUUUUUGUAGCUUAACACUAUAACAUGGAAUUUGUUCUUUCAACUAUGUUAAUUAAAGUGACUGGCAUUCUCUAAAAGAAUCUGAAAGUCUUAGCCUUGCAAGGGCCCCAAAAGACAUCUAAUCUAGCUUUCCACUGAAUGUGGAAAUUUUUUCUACAACAUUUCUGGCCGUCCCAACUCUUAUUUGGAAUACUUCUUUUUUUCUUUUUCUUUUCUUUUUUCAUUUCUCUUUCCUCCUUCCUCCCUCCCUCCCUUUCUCCCUUUCUUUCUUUUUCUCUUUCUUUUCUUUUCUUUCUUUCUUUCUUGUUUCAAGUUUUUAUUUAAAUUCCAGUUAGUUAACAUAUAGUGUAAUAUUAGUUUCAGGAGUAGAAUUUAGUGAUUCAUCACUUAUAUAUGACACCCCAGUGCUAAUCACAAGUGUCCUCGGGGCGCCUGGGUGGCUCAGUUGGUUAAGCGACUGCCUUCGGCUCAGGUCAUGAUCCUGGAGUCCCGGGAUCGAGUCCCACGUCGGGCUCCCUGCUCAGCGGGGGGUCUGCUUCUCCCUCUGACCCUCCUCCCUCUCGUGCUCUCUGUCUCUCAUUCUCUCUCUCAAAUAAAUAAAUAAAAAUCUUUAAAAAAUCACAAGUGUCCUCAAUACCCUUCACCCAUUUAACCCAUCCCUCCACCCCCAUUAUUUGGAAUACUUUUGUGCAUUUGUCAGUCAACUAAAAUAUUAGAAAAAUUAGAAAAGGGUAUCCACAUCCUGAUGUGUUUUCAACUAUCAGUUGUUUUUUAUUGAAAUAAAUCUCAUUUUAGUUUUAUCUCAACACAAAUUCAUUUUUUGCCUUUUUUUUUUUUUAAAUACAGAGAUAUAAUUGACAUAGCAUUGUGUAAGUUGAAGGUGUACAAUGGGUUGAUUUGACCACCAUGGCAUUAGCUCACAUCUGCAUCAUGUCACAUAAUUAUUUCUUUUUUGUGGUGAGAACAUUUAAGAUCAUAGUAACUUGGAAGUAUAUAAUAAUGUUAACUAUAAUCACAAUGCUGCGCAUUCAAUCUCCAAAAACUUACUCAUCUUCUAACUGCAUUUUUGUACUCCGUGACCAACAUCUCCCCAAGUCCACCACACCCCAUCCACAUCUUUGUUUAUUUUCCCAUCCAUCCACAUCUUUAAACAGAAACCCAGAUAAAGCACCUCAACCUUGAAAAACAAAAAAGAUAAACAUUUCCAAAAUGUUAAGACUUGUGGUUAUUGUAGAGUAAUUGUGACUUUAUUAUUUUGUACUUCUAUAUCACAUUUUACUUUUAUAAGUUAAAAAGUAAAAAGAGUAAAUGUUACUCUGUCUUAUUAAUAACUUGAACUUGCUGGGGCACCUGUCUGGCUCAGUAGAUAGAGCAUGCGACUCUUGAUCUCAGGGUCAUGAGUUCAAGCCCCAUGUUGGGUAUAGAGAUUACUAAAAAUAUAUAAACUCAAAAAAAAAAAAAAAGAACUUGCUAUCUUUUAUAGUGUCCCAUCCCUUUUUAGAGAACGCUCUAAUUUGAGUUCUUUAUUAGUUUGGAGCUAUUAAUCAUUUUCAUAGACAAUGUAGUAUUUUCAAUAUUCUUUUUCUUUUUUUAAAGAUUUUAUUGAUUUAUUUGAGAGAGAAUGAGUGGGGGGAAGGGCAGAGGGCCAAGCAGACUCCCUGCUGAGCAGGGAGCCUGUUGAGGCUCGAUCCCAGAAUCCUGAGAUCAUAACCCAAGCUUAACUGACUGAGCCACCCAGGUG